AUGCUUAGUACACUUGCUUUGAAGUAUUGCCAUCAGAUUCUGUUUGAUCUGGAAUUCUUGAUAAGAAAAGAAUUCAAGUUUAAAAAACUACCAACUAUUGUCAGAAUGUUGAUAAUACAACUAAUGGAUCCAGCUGAAAGGCUACAUUACAAUAAAGCGACACUAAUUGAAAACACAGCUCUAGCUAUCAACAAAAUGUCCGGUGUUUUUAAUAUGGACGGUCUCGAAAUGGUGUUCACCAAAGUAACUCCAAGUUUGAUACGUCUCAAAAAUAUAUUCUCCAAUGACACUUUCGAAUCAUCUUGGCUCAAAAUUACAUUGCAUGAAAUUGUAUUGAACUCAGAGAUUGUCAACAUCUUUUUGAAUAUGGCGGAUCGUCGUAAAGAGUUUUAUAUUUUUGAUUGUGACAUGCCACUGGAUUUCAAACAUGAGAAUGCUUUCAAAUUUGGAACCAUUUGUUACUUUGAUGCUCGAUGGGUCACUUUGAGUGACAUGCUGAACAUCAGAGCUGUGGAAAAUGUGACAUUGGGCGAGACUACACUAACUUCUAUUGAAGUGAGAUACUUCAUUUCCCGUUGGAUUAAUUGUCCAAGAGAUAUGUUCAAAUCGAUGACAAUCACAGCGAUGGAAAUUAUUCAGUUGGGAGGACUAUUCAACAAAUUGGUUGUGUUGGAGCAUGACAUGAAUCCUCCUAACAUUGGAUACUUCACACUUGCCAAGUCCACUUCGCGAGCCCACAAGCUAUUGUUUAUUGACUAUACAUUAAAUGCUGUGGUACUGUCUGCAUGGAAACCUUAUGAUAAUGCUGACAGAUAUGGAAAUAUCAAGGAAAAAUUCAAAAACGUUUAUGAGAUCAUGGAACUGUUGGAGAAGGAAAAAACAUUGGAAAAUGAAUUGGAGGAGUCAAGAGAUGUUACGAAACAGAGAGAAUACAGGGACCAAAUCCAGGAAUUGGAAAGAAAGAUUCAUGAGUUGGGAGUGGUUUAUCGAGAUGGAAGAGCUACUAUUUAA
This is a messenger RNA of Caenorhabditis remanei, 1011 nucleotides long. RefSeq lists its product as uncharacterized. The record is from RefSeq and is a predicted model, not a curated record. Lineage: Eukaryota; Metazoa; Nematoda; Chromadorea; Rhabditida; Rhabditidae. The coding region runs from base 1 to 1011 and encodes 336 amino acids. The transcript has 4 exons.